UUGUAGAAUUGUAUUUAGCCCCGUUAACUAGGAAGUAGAAAAAUAGAUAAAUAGCAACAUGUUCAAGUGUAUACCACUCUUUAAAGUUGGGUGCAACCGUCAGGUUGAAUAUGUGGAUAAGCGCCACUGCUCGCUUAACAAUGUUCCUGAGGAUAUUAUGCGCUACGCGCGAAGUCUCGAAGAACUUCUUCUUGAUGCAAACCAUCUCAGGGAUCUCCCGAAUAAUUUUUUUCGGUUAAAUCGACUCCGCAAACUCGGGCUCAGCGAUAACGAAAUCCAACGAAUUUCCCCAGAAAUUCAAAACUUUGAGUCUUUAGUUGAAUUGGAUGUGUCACGCAACGAUAUCACGGAUAUACCUGAAAAUAUUAAAGGAUUAAAAUCGCUUCAAGUCGCUGAUUUUUCCUCUAAUCCCAUAUCAGAACUACCUGCUGGGUUUGUACUUCUCAAGGCAUUGUCUGUGUUGAGUUUAAAUGAUAUGUCCCUGUCCGUCCUACCCGAGGACUUCGGUCUGCUCUGCAACCUCACCUCACUUGAGCUCAGGGAGAACCUUAUCAAGGACCUGCCGGAGAGUUUAUCUAAGCUGAAGAAGCUGCAAAGGUUGGAUCUAGGGGAUAACGAGAUUGAUUUUCUUCCACCUCACAUUGGAGAUCUAGAGUCAUUAGAAGAACUAUGGUUGGAUCACAAUGGGUUGACCCGGCUACCUGAGGAGAUCUCUAAACUGCAUGCUCUGGCUUGUCUUGACGUGUCCGAGAAUAAACUUGAAGAUCUACCGGUAGAAAUAUCAGGACUAAGUAAUUUGACGGACCUUCAUCUUUCACAGAACCUUCUAGAGAAACUCCCUGAUACUAUAGGAAUGCUGACUAAGUUAACAAUACUGAAAGCUGAUCAGAACAGGUUGGUGAACUUGAACCCUAAUAUAGGAUCCUGUAUCAGUCUACAGGAACUUGUCAUCACAGAGAACUUUCUUACAGAGAUACCAACCAGCAUAGGAAACCUGACGAAGUUGACGAACUUGAACCUGGACAGGAACAGGUUGGAGUUCCUUCCCUCGGAGAUGGGUCAUCUUGUAAACAUCGGGGUUCUCUCCCUCAGGGAGAAUAGGCUUGUAGAGAUCCCAAGUGAUAUAGGUAAUUGCCGUGAACUACAUGUUCUUGAUGUUUGUGGGAACAGACUUAAUCAUCUUCCCUUCAGUCUUACCUCGCUUAAUCUAAAGGCCCUGUGGCUGUCUGAGAACCAGGCUAAGCCAAUGCUUGCUUUCCAAACUGAUUAUGACGAACAAACUGGAGACCAGGUGUUGACCUGUUUCCUACUCCCCCAACUAGAGGUGGACGAAGAUAGAGAAAGCCCUGGUCCUAGGAAAGAUACGAACGGAGAUGGAUGGUGGAAUAAUCCUCAAUCUUGGGAGACAAAUCAGGUAAACAUAUUAUUUAGAGGUAGAAACUUUAGUCGUGAACUAGCAGCGAAACUGGGUUUAGUAUUUUUAAAAGUGAAAGUCAAGCUUUUCCUGUUAACAUAUUAUAUUAAAGAGGAAAUUUUAGUCAGGACUGAACUGAAGGCAAAGGCCCACAAACUCUUUGGGUCCCCGACCAAGCCGAGCAGCGAGAUGAUCGAGGAGCUGCAGGACCAGGAGGAGGGGAUGGAGGACGAGGGGAUCCAUCAGGACGAGGAGGACGAGGUCGCAUAUAAAGAACGAAUCCGGAAUGAGUUGAACCGCGGACUUCAGGAAAGGCGCACUUCAGCUGAACUCACAAGCGCAGUGCCGCAAACAGAUAUUUUGGAUAACACAGCUGCACGUGGUCGAGCAGAGCUAGCAAGUGAAGUAAUCGAGGCUGAUUUCAGACAGGGUAGCCUAGCUGACCGUCAACUUCCAGCCAGCCUAGCAGCUCGCCGUCAAAACAGUAAUCCUAGUGAUCCCGGUGUAGGGAGUGGGGCUAGUGCUAGUGGUGGCAGUGCUUGUGUUAGUAGAGACAGUGAGGAUGAUGAAGGUGAUCGGCUUGGUGCAGUUAGGUUUGAUACCGAGGAGGAGUCGGGAGAAGGAGGAGGGGUUGAUGGAGAGGAAAAGAUGAGACUUCAUAGACGGGAUACUCCGCAUCAUCUUAAGAAUAAAAGGAUAAACCAACAGAUUGACAAGGACAAGGUGGCUGACAUCAUAGCUUUAGCUCUUCAGAAGAAAGGAGUUGAUGGUGUGGAAGGACGGGGUGUAUCCCCGUUACCCUUAGAUCUGGGUCUACCCAACCCUAUGGUUAGACCUGUGUCUGCUACUGAACCUGUACCUGUACCUCCUAGAUCUAAUAUCAGUCUUAGUUGGGUAGUCUCUGGUUUAACUGAUAUAAGUCCAAUAAUCAGAUAUAUAGAAAACACUGAACCUCAGGGUGAUGACGAGGGAGUGUUUAUAUCUCGUAUAACCCCAGGAGGACCUGCAGAUAUUGCAGGGUUAAGGGUGAAUGAUAAAGUUUUAUCUGUGAAUGAUAUCAGUUGUAUAAAUGUAGAUCAUUACGAAGCUGUAGGAAUUUUAAAGGCUGCCGGUAGCAACAUUACAAUGGUGAUUGUCCGAGAAAUUACUAAAGUCCUGCCCUCCUCCUCCCCCCAGACAUACACGCCCCCUAAACCUGCCCCGCCCCGUACACACCUCCCACCUGUUCAGACAACCAGCCUGUCUAAUCUGUCCCCUGGCGCGUCCCUAUCAGGGACCCCCCUAACCACGACGCCCAUGUCCACGGUGCCCCUGAUGUCCUCGUCUAUGAGCUUGUUGUCUGGCACAAUGACCCCGUUAGCGACCAGUGAACGCAGGGAGUCAUCAACCCUUAAUCUCUCCAGGGAGAGUGAAGAUAUGGUCGUGAAAGUGGAGAAAAUAUUCACAACGCUUCUAAGGGAUAAUAGUGGAUUAGGGUUCUCAAUAGCUGGUGGUCUAGGAGCUGCACCUUACAGGGAGGGGUCAGAGCAUCUAUACAUAUCUAAACUGUCCGAGGGUGGAACUGCUGCUAAGGAUGGAAAGCUGGCGGUUGGAGAUAAAAUCCUUCAGAUAAACGGCGUUGAUGUCACUGAUGCACGUCAUGAUCAGGCAGUACAGAUGUUGACAGGCCUGGAAAGGUUUGUAAGACUUGUUGUUGAAAGGGAGAGUUUAGUCCCAAGAUCAACUGCUCCACCUUCUCUUAAUUCAUCACAGGAUAAAUCACCAAAGGUUUUUGGUGUACCGAAACCGUACACUGGACUUUACAGCGCUAGCUCGUACAUGGCCAACAGACCUAGCUAUGGUUUAAGGUCCAGGGAGCCAGGUAAUUACACUUUGAUGAAUACAGACAAGGGUUACAAGCUACCUGGGCUGACCAACUCAUCUGGAACAGAUAUAGCUAGGCGAAGUAGUUCAACCCUUCCUGCUGGUGGUAUCUCGAACCAGCAGUUUGAUUCUAUGAUCCCUCUGGCAAUCAAAUCAAAACUCAAUCAAUCAACAAAUGGGCUGGACACAGGAAGUAUCUCAAGUAUGCUGAUCUCUAAACCUGGAAUAGUUACUGAAUCUAUAACCAAAACUACAUUCACGGAAACCACGGUGCAAAGAGUGACAAAUACAAAAAUUAUCGACGAAGUAUGUUUAUCCCGUGCAGGAGGACCUCUUGGACUUUCCAUCAUUGGAGGCAGCGAUCAUUCAUGUGUUCCAUUCGGAACAGGGGAACAGGGUAUCUACAUCAGUAAGAUUAUCCCUGGAGGAGCAGCAGCAGCUACUGGUAGACUUAGGAUGGGAGAUAGAAUACUAAAGGUGAAUGCAGUGGAUUUAAAGUGCUGCACACAUCAGGAAGCAGUGCUGGCACUUCUGCAGCAGUGUGAAAUUAUGAUUCUACAGGUUCAACAUGAUCCACUUCCUGUUGGUUUUGCUGAGAUUGAUAUAGUGAAGGGAGUUGGUGAAAAGCUUGGGAUGGUUAUCAAAGGAGGAAUUAAGGGUUCUCCUGGGAAUCCCUUGGAUUCAGCUGAUGAAGGAGUAUUCUGUGUUAGAAUAAACCCUGGAGGAGCUGCAGCCAGAGAUAAUAGAAUAAAGGUUGGGUUGAGAAUAAUUGAGGUUAAUGGACAGAGUUUACUUGGUGCAACUCAUCAGGAGGCUGUUAAUAUACUUAGGAAUACUGGAGAUAAUAUCAAGCUUCAUGUCUGCCAUGGAUUUGAUCCUCAAGCAUUAGAAAGUAUAGAAGAUGGAGCUGAUCUACCAAAUCAUUCUGUCCUCCCUAUUCUUAAUGGUAACUCACCGUCCGAAUCCCACCAUUCUUCUCCUGAAUCAACUGAGGAAACCAGACACCAUCAAUAUUAUCAUAAUCAAGAAACAAUUGUCCCCGCCCUAGCGUCAUCUGUACCGUCUCCCAAAGUGUCUCCAGUCCCCACUCCUGAACCUGUCCUGGAGUCAUCUCCAGCAUUAUCUUCAAAUAUCCCAUUCUCUGUUCCAGUAUCAGAAACCCCGUAUAUUCCUGAAGAACAGACACCAACACCUCAACCCACUGUAGAAGAACAGACAGAAGAUGAACCUAGAGAAUAUCCGGGAUAUGAAGAUCAAUCUGAAACUCCCAAGAAGAAAACACAGCGACCUCCCAUUGCUGCCAAGCCCCAGUCUCCCCACCCCAAACUUGCUGGCAGCAUUGAUCCCACCCCUGGUAGUAUCCUAUCCAACUCAAUACCAUUCCCAGUUCUCUCCGGAGGGGAACAUGUUUCCCUCCCUCCACAGACAAAUACAGAUUCUCCUAUGCCGGAACUUCUCUCUCUAAAAGACCGUCUUAAACUUUUUGAAAAGGAGAUAGAACAGCAGACUAUUCCUGAACCUAAGAAGGAUCGUAAGUUCUCCUUUCUUUCUGAGGAUGAGCUGAUCAAGAUGAAGGAAGAGGAGGCUGCCAGGAUUGCGAACCUCACGAGGCUAGAUCUGGAGACCUUGGACUCCCUUACCUCCCUUGGUGGUUUAGAGGAUACUGAUGCUGUACUUCAGCAGGUUGAAGAGAUCACUAGAGUAGGUCCUGGUGAGAUAUUGCUCCCUGCAGCAGGUGCUGAAGAGGAAUCUGAAGAGGAGAAGAAGGAGAAGAGAAGUGUCUGGAGAAAAGAAAGAUUGAGAUCUCUAGAGGAGGAUGCUGAGCACGCUCAGGAGAUCGCCCAGCGUAUAUCCGAACUAUCAAUGUGCACAGGAGUUGAAGGAAUAGAUGAGGAUAAUGCUGCUUUUAUCCAUCCAACUGAUCCACAAGGAAACAUUACCCGUCUUACUGAUGGUCAUGAGCUGGAACAGGAGACAGAGACAGAUACAGAUACAGAUAGGACAGAUAAGAUGGCAACCUCAGAGGACCAAAAUACAGGCCCCAAUAGCCCUGUAUCCCUUCAUGAGGAAAGGAAUUAAAAUUCCCUUACACCCUUACACAAGAGAAAUAAAUCCCCCUGUUCUCUCCCUCUACACUACUCGAAGUAUGUACUUGAAAUUGUACAAGUGUACAACGUCAUUUAAACAUAAACAAUCCCUCUGAUUUAUGUACAUAUAUUUAACGUUAUUAAAGGGAUUGUACGCGAAACUUAAGUGACCCUCCAUGCAAAGAUGACAAUGCCGGAUUUACAACUAUACCCUUAAAACCAAAUCUGAUUUAAAAUUGUGGAAGAUACCGUCGUUUUUCUAACUUGGAAAACUUUAUUACUGUGAGAUUGUCCAUUGCUUCCUAUUAUAAAAAAGAGAGGGGAAAUGUGUAAAUAUGGCAUUGCUAUCUUUGCAUGGAGGGCCACUUGAAAUUACGCUUGGAGUCCAUUUAAAGAUUAAUUACUAUGUUUAAAUAUUUAUGUUUCUUCAAUUAAUGUCUGACAAAAAGAAAUCAAAAAAGGUUGAUGUUAAAACCUUCAUGUUUGCUUGUAAACAAACUCCUAUCAAAUAAAUGUUCAGUUAUAUGAUCACAACCCCAAAGUAAUUAGCUUGAGCAAAAAUGGUUUUGGAUAUUUUAACAAUUUUAGAUUUUGACUUUUUUGUUUGGACGUAAAUGCAAGCGAACCCUUAUAUAUAAAAGGGGUAUGUCAAACUUUUGCACGACAAUUUAUUUUCAUUAUUAAUCCGGCAGAGGACUUUAGGGUACCGUUGUAAAUCGGACAUGUACUUGUGUCACUUGAAACUAUGAUGCAGUCCCCUAAAGUAAAAAAAAACGCGUAAAGCAAUCCAUUGUUCAGUAUCGAAUUCUUUAAUAUUUAAUAUUGUAUAGAAUAACUAUUGAGAAAUUGAAUGAAAUGAAUAAAAAAUCUAUUUAUUAGUCUGUGAAUCAAGUCUCAAAGAAAGCUCCACAAGGUGGGUUGAAAGCUUGCUUAUGUGAUAUAAAUCAUAGAGAUGCAUUUUCUGUUGAAAUAAUUGGAGAAAUAUGUUAAAAAGUUGAUUAUUAAAUAGCAUUAGGUUAAAAAGUAGUAUAUUUUUUUCAAUAUUCAAAAACUCGAAGAUUGUUUUGAUUAUUAAUGUUUAAAGUUUAAGAAAAUGUGGCGGAGUAAACUAUUUUGUAUACUUGUUAUGUACUAUGUCUAUGUGUUUCUAUGUAUCUAUUCAUGUACUCCACUUUCAAUCAAUAAUAUUUUCAAAAAUGUAACUGGACAUUAUUUUACUGAAGUACAAUAAAAUGUUGUUUGUAAAAAAGAAGAUUUUAAAUUAACUGAUGUGACCAGUAUUAUA
Eurytemora carolleeae is the source of this 6649-nucleotide messenger RNA. RefSeq names its product protein scribble homolog. NCBI's taxonomy places the organism in Eukaryota, Metazoa, Arthropoda, Copepoda, Calanoida, Temoridae. The transcript has 45 exons. Gene Ontology annotation, molecular function: protein binding. Gene Ontology annotation, cellular component: adherens junction; postsynaptic membrane; postsynaptic density. Bases 59 to 5356 code for a protein of 1765 amino acids. Gene Ontology annotation, biological process: neurotransmitter receptor transport, endosome to postsynaptic membrane; neurotransmitter receptor transport postsynaptic membrane to endosome. The record is from RefSeq and is a predicted model, not a curated record.